Doryrhamphus excisus (bluestripe pipefish) is the source of this 1876-nucleotide messenger RNA. Lineage: Eukaryota; Metazoa; Chordata; Actinopteri; Syngnathiformes; Syngnathidae. The record is from RefSeq and is a predicted model, not a curated record.
GGACUCAAGUUUUCAUCUGGCAGGGAGGACUGGGAUUCAUCUAUUUUUGGUUGACACUGUGUAUAUUUCAUAGCAGGCUGCACACACCAGCAUUUUAAUAGACCAGCAUUAUCUCCAUCAUCAUCUUCUUUAUGACUAUGAGGGAUAAGAAGAUGAGGGAUAAGGGAACGUUAUUCAAAGGACGUCAAGGGAGAUUUCUUCUUAUUUUGUUUGGUUCUCUGUGGCCCAUGACUGAGGCCAUUCAUCCGGAUUGUGCCAUCAUUGCUCAGCACCUGAGGGCCCGCGAGUCUUGCAGCCUGGCAAGAAGACGGGAAGUUCAGAACCAAACAGAGAACAGCGGGUGUAAAACAGAAUGGGACGAGAUCGGAUGCUGGCUGAGAGCCGACGUAGGUCAGGUGGUCAACGUUUCCUGCUCUGACGUCUUUCAGCAUUUCUCCAGCAGCCAAGGUUUUGUUUACAGGAACUGUACAGAUGACGGUUGGUCAGACAUUUAUCCGCCCUAUGAGGAUGUCUGUGCUUUCAGUGACGACAGCGAGCCGGAAUCAGAGACCAGUUACCUCUACACCUUCAGACAGGUCUACACUGUAGGCUACGCCACCUCUCUCAUUUCCCUCAUCACAGCCAUUGUGGUGUUUACAGCGUUCAGGAAGUUCCGCUGCACCAGGAACUACAUCCACAUCAACUUGUUCUCCUCCUUCAUCCUGAGAGCCAGCGCCGUCUUCAUCAAAGACACGGUGCUGUUUUCUGACGAGACGCUGGACCACUGUUCAAUGUCCACUACGGCGUGCAAGUCCGCCGUGGCCUUCUUCCAGUUCAGCAUCCUGGCAAAUUACUUCUGGCUGCUGGUAGAAGGGAUGUAUCUGCAGACCCUCCUGGCUCUGACCUUCGUCUCCCAGAGGAAGUACUUUUGGUGGUACAUCCUAAUUGGAUGGGGGCUCCCGUCAGCUAUUCUCAUACUUUGGGUCCUGACCAGAUUCUUCUAUGAUAACAGAGGUUGCUGGGACGACACAGACAAAGUCGGCAUCUGGUGGAUUAUUAAAGGCCCAAUAACCGCUUCAUUGUUGCUCAACAUUGUCAUCUUCGUCAACGUGAUCCGCAUUCUGGUCCAGAAGCUGAAAUCUUCAGCCAUGUCGGGCAACACUGACACAGGACAUUUUGUAAGGCUGGCUAAAUCCACGCUCUUUCUCAUCCCUUUGUUUGGGAUGCACUACACGGUUUUUGCCUUCCUGCCUGAAAACACGGGAGUAGCAGCUCGACUCUAUAUUGAGCUUGGCCUGGGAUCUUUUCAGGGAUUCGUGGUGGCUCUGCUUUACUGUUUCAUGAAUGGAGAUGUAGGUCCAAAUGGAGCUGCGACGUUGGCUGUGGAAGUGUCACAAUCAAAGUCAUCACACCCCCACCAAGCGAAGUAUUGUUCAGAUCACGACACGAAGCCACGGGGGGCUGCGGCAGCCUCCUUCCACUGGCAACAUCUCCUCCGUAUGAGGCAAUGUCUUUGUGAGCAACGAAUGGAUCUAUUGGACGAUUGGACUGCUGCUACAGAAAGACACACGUGUGUGUAUCGGUACCAGUACUGCUUGAAGGUGGCGCUGUGGAGCCGUGUCAGCAAUGGGAAGGAUAACACAGCGGCGACCUGUGGAAUGACUUACUUAUUAAUGCACUGAGCCGUUCAACCACUUCCUGUCCAGAUGAUGUAUAUUUAACACAGUUUGCACAAUAUAAGAGUAUUACAAAGGUUUUAAAUAAAAUGUAAAGCUAGAAUGAAUAUUUAAAGGUUAAUAUAUAAGAAAAAUAUUUACAUUUUUUUCAAAUAAAUUAUUUCGUUUUGCAGUAAAAAAAAAAGAAAAAAGAAAAAUGCAAUUCUUUUAAUGUAUUUAUU